AUGACAAGCCAUUGGUAAACGGGGCGACUAGGAGGGGGGAGUUACGUGGUCGCAGUUUAGGCCAAUCGAUGUGCUCGUGGAGUCGUGAAGGGGAACGAGCGCGAAUGGCACAAAUGGAACCUGAUAAAAGGGGGCGCGUGCCUCAGCAAGCUCGCGGUGAGACGGACGGUGGAGCAGAGCGACAGCUGCCUCGUUGAAGAGAGGACACGAACCACCGCCGAUCUGCUGCAAUGUUUGUCACCAAUGUCCUGUUGUAUGGCCUAACUUCAGCCACAUUUUAACUGUGGCAGUUGCCCCUGGAUCCCUUAUAGAAAAGGUCGGCAGUCUGCUCGCACAAAUUGAGCUUCUCCUAUCAUCACUGCCUCUAAGACUACAGCUUCAUCUUACUGUUGAAGCUGUUCAGAGAAGGAAAUAGUUUCAUCUUUUGGAGAGAAGAGCUGACAAAGUGAGUCUGAUUAAGAGUCCCUCAAGAUGAAGAAAAGCAGAAGUGCUCAUGGAGUUACACCAGGCGAGGAGAAUACAGAGCCUCCCGGAGGACAAUAUUCCACGGGCAGCAACCUUUGUGUGGAGGUGUGCAGAGUGCACCGGCGCUCCUCUGGUAAUCUGCAGUUGCCUCCAUUGUCCUGGCGACAGGCAGAAAAGGAGAGGGACCGGGGCAGGCCAGUGACACCAGAGGAAGAUCCCCUGACCCAGAGCAGACCCACAAGCCUGCCCAUUGCCUCUCUGCCUCGCAUCGACAUCACACAGGCUGAUCCUGACAGCCUUGAGGUUGAAAAUGGCCCAUCACUGUGUUGCAGCCCGUCUGACCCGCAGGCCUCCCCGGGCUCAGGUCUGGUACUGCACCCCAACCUAACAGGUCACGGUCAGCGCAGAGAGUCCUUCCUCUACCGCUCUGACAGCGACUACGAAUUAUCACCAAAGUCCUUGUCUCGAAACUCAUCCAUUGUUGGAGAACUGCAUAGCGAGGACCUGAUUGUAACUCCAUUUGCCCAGGUUCUGGCAAGCCUACGGACAGUUAGGAACAAUUUCACUACCUUGACAAAUGUACAAUGUGUAUCUAAUAAAAGGUCCCCUGUUGUAAAUCAGCCCUCAGUCACCAAAGUCUGUCUCUCAGAUGAGUCCUACCAGAAGCUAGCUAUGGAGACAAUGGAGGAGUUGGAUUGGUGUCUGGACCAGCUGGAGACAAUUCAGACUUACCGGUCUGUCAGUGACAUGGCCUCAAACAAGUUCAAGAGGAUGCUGAACCGGGAACUAAGCCACCUGUCUGAGAUGAGCCGCUCAGGCAACCAAGUGUCAGAGUACAUCUCCAACACCUUCUUAGAUAAGCAGAAUGAGUUAGAGCUUCCCUAUCCUGUUCAGAAGCAGAGAGAUAGGAAAAGGAAGCAGGGCCAACAGCAGCAGCAGGUUGGGAUGAUGACACAGAUCAGUGGGGUGAAGAAGGUCAACCAUGCAUCAAGCACAUCGGGAAAUACAGGAAACCGCUUUGGGGUCAAGACAGACCAGGAGGAGCUCCUCUCAAAAGACCUGGAGGACAUCAACAAAUGGGGGCUGAAUAUUUUCAAAGUGGCUGAACAUUCUCACAACCGACCUCUCACCUGCGUCAUGUACAAAAUCUUUCAGGAGCGAGACCUGAUGCGGACGUUCAGAAUUCCAACCGACACCUUCGUGAUGUUCAUGCUGACACUGGAGGACCACUACCACUCGGACGUGGCCUUCCACAACAGCCUGCAUGCUGCCGACGUAGCCCAGUCCACACACAUCCUCCUGUCCACACCCGCGCUGGAUGCGGUCUUCACAGAUCUGGAGAUCUUGGCGGCCAUCUUCGCUGCAGCCAUUCACGAUGUGGACCACCCAGGAGUGUCCAAUCAGUUUCUCAUCAACACUAACUCUGAGUUGGCUCUGAUGUACAACGAUGAGUCGGUGCUGGAGAACCACCACCUGGCUGUGGGCUUCAAACUUCUGCAGGAAGACAACUGUGACAUCUUCCAAAAUCUGACCAAGAAGCAGAGGCAGACACUCCGGAGGAUGGUCAUCGACAUGGUUCUGGCCACUGAUAUGUCCAAACACAUGAAUCUCUUAGCAAAUUUGAAAACCAUGGUGGAAACCAAGAAGGUGACCAGCUCUGGUGUCUUGUUGCUGGACAAUUACACUGAUAGAAUGCAGGUGCUGUGUAACAUGGUUCACUGUGCAGAUCUGAGCAACCCCACCAAGCCUCUGGAUCUGUACCGGCAGUGGACUGACAGGAUCAUGGAUGAGUUCUUCCACCAGGGAGACAGGGAGCGGGAGAAGGGGAUGGAGAUUAGCCCCAUGUGUGACAAGCACACAGCGUCAGUAGAGAGAACUCAGGUUGGCUUCAUAGACUUCAUUGUCCACCCUCUGUGGGAGACGUGGGCCGAUCUGGUCCAUCCUGAUGCCCAGGACAUCUUGGACAUAUUGGAGGACAACAGGAAUUGGUACCAAAGCAUGAUCCCCCAGAGCCCCUCGCCUCCUUUCUACACAAGUGAUGGAGAAGGAGGCCAACAUGGGGACAGUGAAGGGGUUUCAGUAGCGAGUAAAUUUCCCUUUGACCUGACCAUGGACAGCCAGGAGAGGCCAGCUGGACAUAGAGAGAGUGUCCUGGUGGACACAGCUGUCAGAAGUGACCAUUUGAGUAGAGACAAUCCCUCUGACCUGGAAGGAAUAAAAAUGACAACGUGUGACAUCUCAGCUGCAGAAACAUAGCUGAACUGACGAUGUCCUGGAAAAGGACGGUUUUAUGCUGAAUUUAUUUUAUUGCAGCGGAGGCAUCCUGCAGUGAGGCUUUAUAGAGCUGUCUGGCAAAGAAGGCCUGUCUGAAUGUUGGCCACCCCUGCAAACAAGGCUCAGAAACCCUGUUGCAGUAUGUUUUUGCGGCGCGGCAGAAGAAGCUGAGAGUGUUUCUUUAAAGCAGAGACUGCCUAAACUCGACUGGGUGGGGGUCCCUACAGACCAACAGUCUGGAUUAGAUGGUAUGAAUCUACAAACUGGGUAAAGGAAAAACUUCCAAACUUGCACUUCAGGACAUUUUUAUCUUCAUGUAGAAUAUUUAUAAUAUUUGAAGACCUAAUAACACAACCUAAACUACUGGUCUGCAGGUUACUUGUAACCAAGUAGUUUUUUUAACACUUGUCUAAGAAAAGAGGGGAAAAAAGGAGAAAAAAAGUGCCUUUUUUGUUUUAUUGUACAACCAUGUCUUUUUGUAAGCGUUUUUAUAAUUUAUUUAACAAGUUCAUACAGCUGUAAAAAGUGUCCAGUUUCCUACAAGAGGACAUCAUUGUCUCAUAGUCUUCCUAAUGUUCUGGCAAUAGUCAAAAAUUAUUCACACAGGUUUAUGUAUGUGAAAAAUCUGUUGACUUCCCAGCACAAUUUGCACUUUGUGACACUGUAGAGUGAGGAGAGUGUGGAAAACAAUGGGGCUGUAAAAAGGACGGCGUACAUGUGAAGCCAAAUAAUUUGAUUUGAACAAUCCAAAUAUUGUUUCUCAACCUCCUAUUCAUCAUGUAGGCCAUUACAAAACGUAUAGAUGGACAGAGAUGGAGGAAAUAUCCAAAGAUCUUCUAAGAAAAGAGCACUUUGAUGAUUUCACUGCCACAUCUUAAACGUGUGAUCACACACAGGAAACCUUCAAAGUUCAAGCUGAGGAACUUCCCCUGAUUUUCUGGACCAACUGAUGCAAGAUCAUCGUUAAAUUCUUCUAAGUUAUCUAAACGUAAACAUACAAAAUGUUCCAAACCUAUUGCUAGUAGCAGUACUCCAUUCCUUUGAACCCACUUUACAUUGUGAGGUUGUGCACAGCUUAAAGAAACAAAACGUUUGUACAACUCUUGUCGUUUUCACCACAGCAACUUGAAAAUGCCAACAGCUCUGCAGCUGGUUGCAGAUCUGCUCAAAACUUCCUAAAAGGUACCACGACGUAGGAUGAGGGGAGACCAGUCUGUAGUCAUAACAUGACAUUCUUCUUCUGUGAAUGUGAGCGUAUAAUUAAGUGGUCACAGAACCACACAAUCUUGUCGCACAGAGCUGUAUAGUGCUGACAGUAACAGUGUAUUUAUUACUUUUUCCUUGUAUAAGAUUAUAUUGGUUGCUGAUAUUUACUGUAUAUUUGCUGUUAUUUAUAUGCACCACCACACGCCAAAUUACAGUUUGACUGAACCUGUUGGGUGGUUUGUCUGUAUUUAGUAAAAUAUUUUGCUACAAGACCUCCUCUUGAAGUCAUGACAGUAUGUUAGCUUUGAGGCUCCAGCCAGAAAACGUUUGGAUGUUCUGAAGCACGGCACCAGCUUUCCGGGUCUUCAGUUCUGGCAGGUUAUGCACUGCAGCGUAUGGUGUACGGUGACGGGUCAUUGUACAGCUGUAGGAAUAUUUGCUGAAAUAUUUAGCAUUGUUUCAAAGGUAUUUUUUCAGUGUUUUCCUCACAAUAUAUUGGUAAAAAAGAACAACAACAAUGGUGUAUGUUGUGCUCAACAAAUGUUUUCUAUGUGAUUAUUAAAAUGAGCAUGUAAAACAGAA
This is a messenger RNA of Girardinichthys multiradiatus, 4527 nucleotides long. Its product is annotated as cAMP-specific 3',5'-cyclic phosphodiesterase 4B-like. The coding region runs from base 472 to 2721 and encodes 749 amino acids. The record is from RefSeq and is a predicted model, not a curated record. Gene Ontology annotation, biological process: signal transduction. Gene Ontology annotation, molecular function: 3',5'-cyclic-AMP phosphodiesterase activity; transmembrane transporter binding. Gene Ontology annotation, cellular component: cytosol; perinuclear region of cytoplasm; nucleus. Lineage: Eukaryota; Metazoa; Chordata; Actinopteri; Cyprinodontiformes; Goodeidae. The transcript has 19 exons.